This is a messenger RNA of Rosa chinensis, 609 nucleotides long. RefSeq lists its product as uncharacterized. The transcript has 2 exons. NCBI's taxonomy places the organism in Eukaryota, Viridiplantae, Streptophyta, Magnoliopsida, Rosales, Rosaceae. The coding region runs from base 1 to 609 and encodes 202 amino acids. Gene Ontology annotation, biological process: chloroplast organization; regulation of DNA-templated transcription. Gene Ontology annotation, cellular component: chloroplast. The record is from RefSeq and is a predicted model, not a curated record. Gene Ontology annotation, molecular function: double-stranded DNA binding.
AUGACAUAUUUGCCCUCACACCCAAGAGUCCUUUUAGCUGAUCCUGAGAAAACCCUUUCACCUGAGAUUGAGUUUCUCAGCUCUGUUGGGCUCUCAAGGGUGGACCUUGCUAGAGUUCUUAGUUUUAAUCCAUAUCUGUUGUCAAGAAGCUUGGAGAAUCAGAUUGUGCCAUCUUAUAAUUUUCUCAGGAAUAUGAUUUCCCAGAAGAAUGUUGUGGCGGUUUUGAAGCGCAAGUCUUGGAUGUUCUUGGAGAAUCAUUCCAGGAAUGUGAUGCCCAAUAUUGAGGCUUUGAGAGAGUUAGGUAUGCCCAGAGCAUGCAUUUCUCUGUUGCUUGCUCAUGACACCCAAGUGUUGAUGCAUAAUUAUGAUGAGCUUGUUCAGCUUGUGAAUGAGGUCAAGGGGAUGAGAUUUGAUUUGAAGAAGUCAACUUUUGUUGUUGCACUGAGAGCAUUGUGUGGGAAGAGCAGUAGGGCCAUAUGGAAUCGAAAUCGCGAGAUUUACAAGAGGAGUUGGGGUUGGUCUGAUGAUGAUGUUAUCUCUGCUUUUAGGAAGAGCCCUCAGUUUUGGAGAAUAGGAUCAUCCCGAAAUGUUCGGUUGUCAAAGUUUUGA